AUGAUGGAGAAGGUCGGGGUGGAGAGAUUCAGUGUGAUGGGGACGAGCUACGGUGGCUGUGUGGCGUACCACUUGGCGAAGAUGUGGCCGGAGAGAAUAGAGAAAGUGGUGAUUGCUAGCUCUAGGGUUAAUAUGAGGAGAGGAGAUCACGAGGCACUUUUGAAGAGGGCAAAGUUGGAAAAGAUUGAAGAUUUCAUAUUGCCUUCCACAGCGGCUCAGCUCAACAAGUUACUCAACCUCGCCAUGGCCCGGCAGCUCGACAUCAUUCCUGACUUUUUCUUAAGUGACAUAAUACAGAUUUCCCUAAAUGGGAAGCUAUUUCAGCUUGUCACAGUGGCAGGAGCUGGAGCUGCAGGCUUUGAUAUUCAGGGUAUUAGGGAAAAACUGCCAUGGAUCUGGAACUGA
Messenger RNA from Malus domestica (apple), 405 nucleotides. NCBI's taxonomy places the organism in Eukaryota, Viridiplantae, Streptophyta, Magnoliopsida, Rosales, Rosaceae. The record is from RefSeq and is a predicted model, not a curated record.